Fusarium poae is the source of this 582-nucleotide messenger RNA. RefSeq lists its product as uncharacterized. The coding region runs from base 1 to 582 and encodes 193 amino acids. The record is from RefSeq and is a predicted model, not a curated record. The transcript has a single exon. NCBI's taxonomy places the organism in Eukaryota, Fungi, Ascomycota, Sordariomycetes, Hypocreales, Nectriaceae.
AUGAGGGUAGCGUCAAAAAGGUGCCGCCUAUCCAAAGCUGACGCGGCCUUCGUUUGGCGACAGUUUAUCGACCUUGGCCGGUCUAACUGCAAGAAAAGCAAGCGAUACAGGUGCCGUCACUGCCAGAAGGAGUUUGCAGCGACCUCUGUUGGGAGGCCGAAAGAGCACCUCGCUACGUGUGACAAAUGGCAAGCUAAGCAGCGACAAGAGCGUCAAGCUCGAGAUAACGCCGGCUAUCUUCCCUCAUAUUCUGAAGCUGUACAAAAGAAGAUAACGGAGGUCGGAGUUCAGCAUAUCUCUCAGGACGAGAGCCGCAGUUUCGCCUAUGAUGCCGCCGCCGCUGUAAUCGCCGGUGGUCGCCCCUUCAGGCUGAAGGCUUCAGCCUCUUCGAGAGCCGUCGUUGGCGUUAUUUCUUCACUCGCAUUAAGCCUGGCUGGAAGCCUCCUAGCCGUGCCGUUAUCACGAGAAUUCUCCCCGAGUUCUAUCAGGAAAUCCAUGACGAGGUUUUCAAACGCAUCACUACGCGUUAUAACACCUGAACCCAAAUGUCUCUCCUCUUUACUCGAUUCAUACGGUCGGUAA